Messenger RNA from Scaptodrosophila lebanonensis, 4086 nucleotides. RefSeq names its product hamartin (gene Tsc1). Gene Ontology annotation, biological process: negative regulation of cell population proliferation; regulation of cell cycle; negative regulation of TOR signaling. Gene Ontology annotation, cellular component: TSC1-TSC2 complex. The transcript has 7 exons. NCBI's taxonomy places the organism in Eukaryota, Metazoa, Arthropoda, Insecta, Diptera, Drosophilidae. The record is from RefSeq and is a predicted model, not a curated record. The coding region runs from base 458 to 3889 and encodes 1143 amino acids.
CACUUUGCGGAACGUGUUGGCAGCACCGCUCCAGCUGAGCCACUGUGAGACGUCGAAAUUCUAGUUCUUCUAAUGUAGAAAACGCAAAAUAACCUUUAUAAGCUAAAUGUUUUGGCCACCACGCUGAUUAAUGUAAAGAAAAUGAGAGUAGAAGAGUUGACAACGAGGAAGACAAGUAAAAUCACACGCGCAGCAAACGACGAUCGCGACCACGACGACUACGACGACGAAUACAAAGUUCUUGGUGUGCGCGGGGCGCGGUGUACAUGUACCCAAGCGUUGCUCAACUGCGGCUACUGCAACCACAGCCACGGACAGAUUCUACGUCCAGUAGGAGGCGGCGUGCAGGCGUACGCUGAAAAAUCAAUUGCUUCGCGUAGCGAAGGUGGUAGUGGUAGGUUCUAUUAAGUGGUUUCAUAGUAGCAGAGCAUUUGGGUAAGCCGAAAACGGGAGCAACAUGGACAUUGAAAAGGUGUUCAGCGACUUGGAAUCCAAUCAGGCGCACGAAAACGAGGAGGCCAAAAAGAAACUUGUGGAGCUCUUUACGCAAACUAAGGAGCAAUGGGCGGUGCAGUAUAUGCUGGAAUAUUUUAUCAAAACUGGCUCCAAGCGCAUUAUGGAAGUGCUUGUCAAGGCGCAGACACCUCACGAUGGCUAUAUAUUUGACCGUCUCGACGAAUGGCUAAAAACUCAACAAUAUCGCGUUCAGGCUCUUAAUGUCUUCUGUUUCAUCGUGCGACGUCAUCCCACGUGGUUGUAUAAAAUUGAAAAGCAUAGGCUCAUCAAGAGUGUGUUUAAGUUGCUGACGCAUGAGAAGGACAUUGUACCGUUGAUGAGCGCUCUACUUUGCAUUAUUACGCUGCUGCCUAUCAUACCCAACUCGGUGCCGAACUUUUUAAACGAUCUCUUCGACGUGUUUGGCCACUUGGCCUCGUGGAAAUUGCAGAACACCAAUCGCUUGCCUGAAGAAAAGCUUGUGCACUUGCAGGUGGGCCUGCAAAUGUUAUUCCAUCGUUUGUAUGGCAUGUAUCCAUGCAAUUUUCUGGGCUAUUUGACUGAUUUCAUCAAGAAGGACAAAGGCGGUGGCAUUUUUCAGCAUACAAUCAAACCACUGUUGGAUACUGUACGUGUACAUCCUAUGCUGCUGACGGCAACAACUGAAACGGAGGUGAGCAACACGCGAUGGAAAGAAAUGGAGCCACACGAUGUAGUCAUGGAGUGUGCUCACCUGUCCUUGCCUGUGGUGCAUCCGGAUUUCUGCAAUGAUGAUAAUACAUCGACAUAUCCAAUAACACCGGGCAGCAUGUUAUGCGGCACUCCUUGCUACAGUCGAAUGACCUCAACAAACUCCAAUAGCGAGUAUUCCAAUAGCACCUAUCAGCUGAAACUUUUGCCGCAAGCCCGAGACUUUAUAGCAUGCAUAGAUAACAACAGCAGCCAACUAUGGAGUCCGCACAAUGAGAUAACAGCAGCGACUAGCGCCAUACCGCUAACACCCACUGCACAGUUUAUAUUGCCGUUGCCAACAUCAAGCAAUUCCCAGUUGUUGGGCGUGACGGGCUCGUCACCACCUGAAGCCGCUGUUGAGGCCACUCCCGAGACGACGCCCAUGAAGGACUUUAAGCAACAGCAUGGCAUGGGUGCCGCUUUGGCCAAUCCGCAUGCCGUGCGCGCCAUAUUCGGUAACAGUCAACCCUCGUCACCCAUGCGCAAAGAUCAGCAGCAGAAUCAAUUUAGUUUUCCCGAUAUCAGCACUGAUCUCACAAAUAUCGUAGCAGGCUCGACAAUAACCACCACUAGCACCACAGUAACGACUCGAGUGACGACCACAUAUGAUAGACAAUUGCAGCAGGUGCUUCAGGAUCGACAUGCGCAAACUCCGUUUCAUCCGAUAGAGACGCGCUCCAGCCGGCCAGAGGAACAACAUCACAAUCAACGUUCUAUGAUUUUUCCGAAUAGCAUGCCUGAAAUGAAUACAGAAAUGCUGCUAACGGCAACGACAGCGGGAAACAAUCAGCAACUCACCAUGCAGACGACGAUGGGAACGGGAAUGGCAACGACUAUCGAGUCAAAGGAUUUGACCACCGGCUGUGGGGAAUGCAAUGAAACGGAGCGCAACAUGUGUACCUCCGGCGGAUUGCAUAUGCCGACGCAAGGCGUGAUGCGUAGAUUAGCCAAGAAGGUUAAUCGACGGAAUCGCAUGGCCAGCGAUUGUUACAAUGAUUAUCACUGUGAGCCGUUCAAUAGCUCAGCAUCAAAGCGAGGGGCAGCUACUGCGCAAGACCAAAAGAAAUUGCGACGAACCCAAUCGUGUCCGGCAUUUAACAACCUCUUCGACGACGACGAUGAAGCUGACUGUCCGACACAUAAUGGAACGACAACGGUGACAAUGACGGAUGCGCAGACAAACAAGACUGGUAGCCGCCUGCAACGCAGUGGCAAAAUAUUGGCCAUGGCCAUGGCGCCCAAAAUAAUUCAACCCAUACGCUAUGCCAAUGCGGGCACGCAAACGUUGGAAAUGGAGCCAUCAUCAAAUUAUGAGAUUUCACUGUUCGAGCUACUCUCUGAUUGCAAUGAGAAGCGCAAUAAGUACGAAAAAAAUCGGUUAUAUCCACAGGACAUACUUGAUCAAUAUAUUAUGCGAUCCAUACACACCACCAAGGACAGCUUUGAUGCCGAGCAACAACAGCUAAUGGCGUUGGAGUUACAAUAUGAGAGUUAUCGACGUGGCAUACACGCUGAACGCAAUCGCCGUCUCAUGGGACGUAGUCGUGACAAGCGUAGUCUAGAAAUGGAACGCGAUCGUUUGCUGGAACAGCUCAAGAACUUUGGUGCUAAGAACAAGGAAUUACAACUCAAAAUGGACAACGCCAUCAAAUUGUCCGCCGAGCGGCAGAAUAUUUACAACGAGGAACUCGCAGAUUUAAAGGUAAAAUAUCAGCAAGAACUGGAACAGAAGAAAUGUUUGCGACAGGCAAACGAUGCUCUCCAAACGCGACUAAACGCCGAAUUGUCGGAACGCAAAGAGGUCAAUUAUGAGCUGCAGGCGAUGCGUGGCCAGAUAUUCAACCUAAAUACGGAGCUCCAGCAUGCACAACAACAAGCUGAGGUGGGAAUGCAGUGCAAACAGGAAUUGUCACGUCUAGAAGCUGAGUUUAUCAUUAUGGGCGAGGUGCAGGUGCGUUGUCGUGAUCGCCUGGCCGAAAUAGAAAAUUAUCGGUCGCGCGACGAGGAACUCCAAAUGCUACAAGAAAGCUACAACAAGGAAAUAAGUGAUCUUAGGCACUGUCUGGAUGAGAAGACAUCACAGAUAGAGAGCACCAAGCAUAGAACCAUUGAACUUCAAACUCAACUCGUCAACAGCGAGAAGGUUAUCAAGGAACAGAAACGUUUGCUGCGUGCCGUAAAGGAAGAAUACGAGGAGAUGUUCAAGUCACUGAACAAAAAAUACGACACGCAGAAGAAAAUAAUCAUUCAAAUGGAGGAGAAGCUUAUGAUGUCGUUGCACCAGCCGCAAAGCGGAGCUGGACACAACACGUGCUCCCCGGAUACAGACAGGACUGACAUUGCAUCAUCAAUGGAUCGGAACUCACCGCUAUCGACGUCGCUCGCUUCAAGCGAAAGUCUCUCAGCUAGUUUGCGUUCAACAGAGUUGAAAAAUCUACAACAACUUGUGGAGACGCCGUCAAUACCAGAAGUUAUGAGUACCAUGGCUGCGAAUACAUAUGAGGAUAACACACGCCUGCCAGCCGUCGAUUUGGCCUCAUCCGCCACAACUGCAAACGCCAUCAACAUAAUGCACUCGACGGCAACGGUCUCACUGCCGCAUGCACAGGAACUACCGACAACAUCUAAUACACAUGCCCACCCACAUUUACACCUGCAAUAGCAACAACAUAAACAGUAACAGUAGUUACAACAUUAAAAACAAAAGCAGGGGCAAAUCCAAUAACACAAACAUAUAUGAAAAUUUGCAAAUACCGCUUUGUCCCACACUUAUUAUUAUAAAUAUGGUCUAUUUUUGAAUCGCAGCGUCUAGGUUUUUCUAAUUAUAUAAACAUAUUAAACGUAAUCGAAAGUUAAAAA